Messenger RNA from Aspergillus pseudonomiae, 4218 nucleotides. RefSeq names its product type I 3-dehydroquinase-domain-containing protein. Gene Ontology annotation, cellular component: nucleus. The record is from RefSeq and is a predicted model, not a curated record. The transcript is spliced from 7 exons. Gene Ontology annotation, biological process: DNA-templated transcription. Lineage: Eukaryota; Fungi; Ascomycota; Eurotiomycetes; Eurotiales; Aspergillaceae. Bases 1 to 4218 code for a protein of 1405 amino acids. Gene Ontology annotation, molecular function: 3-dehydroquinate dehydratase activity; zinc ion binding; DNA binding.
AUGAUGCAGACAGCCAUUCAUAAGCCCGUGGCUAUGACACUGUUACCUGAAACCUCUUCCCCUAUUACCUCAAUCAAAGGAACUUCUUCCUUUGCUGUCACUUCUCUUACCCCAAACCUGCCCCCAGAGCCCUCUCGUGCCGUCGCCAUUGUAUAUGGUCCCAAUCAGGACACUAUCGUCCAAGUUGUCGCUGAGAUCCUGGGCAAGCCAUGGACUACGGAAUCUUCUCUGUCCACACUCGGGCGGGGCGGUCAUGCUGUCGUGACCGGGAUAUUGGCUGACCAUCUGGGUCGUGCUUUGGAAGGGUGUGAGAAGCCUGCCGGCAUCUUAAUCAACACGCACUGUGUGGAUGAUGGCUCCUUUCCAGACGAAUCACUUACCGACCGCUGCGACUAUGAGUUUCUGUAUUCCCUUCGGAGUCCUUUCUUUCGCCGCGAUCUGACCCGGUUUCUGUCUUUGAUUCUGGGCCAAACCAGACCACAUGAAGACCUGAAGACCAAAAGCCGCACGAAUUUUAUCUCGACGACCUUUCCGGACGUCCAUGCGGCAUUACCCAAUCUUGACAUUUUGUCGGUAGGUUCAGAUGCAGUCGAGAUCCGUGUAGAUCUAUUGGUUGAGCCCUCAUCUGUGGGCAUCUCCAACCGGGUGCCCAGCCUGCGGUACGUUGGCCAGCAGUUGAUGUUGCUUCGGCAGCAUACAGAACUGCCGAUCAUCUUCACCACGCGAUGCACCAAGGAGAAUGGUAAGUUCCCCAUGGAUGAUCCAGCACUAUUUUAUAGGUACCUUCGCCGGGCAAUCCAGUGGGGUGUCGAGUAUAUAGAUGUUGAGCUGUGGCUUCCGGAGGAUAUCCGGAGACAGUUAGCGGAAGUCAAAGGAAAUAGCAUCAUCAUGUCAGCAUUCCAUGAUUUCUCAGGAACGUGGAAAUGGACAUCUCCCGAUGCACCGCGGAUCUUCGCGGAAAGCGCCAAAUACGCGGAUAUUGUGAAGAUGAUUGCUAUGGUCAAUACUGUUGAGGCCAAUUACGAACUCGAGUAUUUUCGGUCGACGAUCAAAAGGGCCCAUGGGUCGUACCCCCUCCUGUCGGCUGUCAACAUGGGGCAGAUGGGUCAGCUCUCGCGAGCGCUCAACACUGUGUUCUCGCCCAUCACGCAUCCGUUAUUGCCGAUGAUUGCAGCGCCGGGGCAACUAACGGCGGCGGAGAUUAACGAGGCGCUCCAUAUCAUGGGGCAGCUACCCAAGCGCGAUCUGUACGCCAUUGGAUCAUUCCGCUCAACGCCGCAGUCGAUGUUUAUGGAAAAAUGUUUCAACGAACUGAGCCUGCCGCACACACUGACUUCGAUCGACCGUGGACCCAUGGGUUCCAUCGAACGUGUGAUCACCCAGCCCUCCUUUGGCGGAGCGUCAGUACAUCCGCCUAUAUCGAGCAGCACCACAUGCAUUCCAGCCGUCAGUGACGCUGCCCGCGCAAUUGGAUUAGUCGAUACGAUUGUGGCCGCAAAAAGUGCUGCACCGAAGGCUCAGUUGGUUGGUGAGAAUGCGACAUGGAAGGGGAUCCGGGCAACGUUAACCCGAGAUUAUGUUCCGUCGGCAUAUCGCGGCCGAGCGGCGAUUAUCCUUGCGGGUACUGAGAGCGAGGCAUCAGCGGCCAUCUUUGCACUGCGCAGCUUGGGUGUUGGAGCGAUCUACACGGUGGGGUUCCGGGCGAGCGGGCCGCUGGCAGACGGAUUAGAGCCAUUCACGUCGAUCCAGUCCGUGAAACUGGUUGAGCAGCCGUUUGUGAUUGUAUCCGCGCUGCCUCCAGAGAAGUCGUUGUUGGUCCAGCCGCUGUUGCGACACUACCGAACGAAUGGUCAAGCCUCGCCACCAUCUACACGGGGGAAAGUAUACCUCGACUUGACGCGAGGUGAACGCACGGGGGACCCUGUAGGAGUGGCUGUGCGUGCGGGGUGGACAGCUUAUGGGAUUGAAGAUGUGAAUGCAUGGACAACUGUGGAGACGCUGCGACUGCUCGUGGGACAGAAUGUACCGUUUGAUUUUGUGCGCAUGGCGUCAGGUCGAGUCAGCAUCGACCGGCUAACUCCCCGCCGUGUCAAUGCCGAACCGCGAGAGUCGAUGAAUUGCAAGUCCUGUCGGAAGAGGAAGGUGUUCCAAUGCCCUUGUAUAUAUGAUGCCGUACCGAAAAAACGUGGCCCUAAAACAGAUGUCUUGGAGGCCCUGCUCAAACGCGUCGAUGGCUUGGAAAAGCGUCUCCAGGAUGACAAUCAUCCCCUGUCGCCCACCUCCUCGGGCUCGCCGACUAAGUCAAUGGAGCAACUUGCGGCACAGGUGAACUUUCAUCCUCCGCCUCCAUCGCAUACAUUCCCUCCACCUCCAGCACCCCAGCAAUCUUCUCAGAGUCACAGGCUACCUGACUCGAUGCUGGACGUUUACUUUGCCCGACUUCAUGGGAAGCCCUACUCUAUCUUGGAUGAGGCUGCCACCCGCCAGCUACAUCAGCGAGGGCAGUUGCCCGUGUGUUUGUCCAUGGCUAUCCAUGCUCUGACGAUAAGAUAUACCGUUCUCAACCCUUCCCCUCAAGGCUUAGACUAUGCUCGCCAGGCUCGACGCUUAGUGGACAUUGAUGAUCCUUCUAUUGAGGGACUGCAGACUCUCUUACUAUUAUCACAGACCUUUUUCGCUUAUGGUUAUGGCAGAAAGGCUUACAUGGCAUUGAGUAAUGCUAUUGGUAUGGUCUUAGCUUUGGACCUGUAUCGGGAACUGCCUGCUCAAAGCCCGUCGCGUAGGGCAGAGCGCGAGAUAAGGCGUCGUAUUUUUUGGACGGCUUAUACAAUGGAUCGCUUUCUUACUUGCGGCUCAAAACGGCCCUGCCUCAUCGCUGAUCAUUCCAUCGUGUUACGAUUACCUUCCGCUGGACCGGAAUCUGGCGAAUGGUUUAACCCGGUCGGUCCUAACAUUCAGUUCACAUCCGACCGUCGCAAGGGCCCAGGAGCCGCUGCUCUUUUAGUCGACAUCACUCGAAUCUUAGGCGUCACCCACCGCUACUUAGCUGCUGGCGGUGUCAAAGGUGACUCGCAUUUUCCUUGGCAUGCUCUCUCCAACUUGUCCAAGAUCCGUCAGGAACUUGAUAUCUGGGCGGCCGGCACGCAGGAUCUAUUCGCCUCAAUUGAGGCCUUAUUUGGUCAUCCAGAGAGCACGCUUCUGCUUCUCAGCAAGUUGAUAUACCACCUAGUUCAUUGCCUGCUGUAUCGACCGUUUCUUCCCAUUGACCUCGCUGAGCUCCGCGGGACGGGCCAGCAUCAGUCAUGGCAGAUUGAGGCUACCACACUUUGCUUCUCGCACGCCAAUGCCAUUGCCGAACUGGUUGAGCUGGCGCGCCAUGCGCCGCGCAUUGAAUGGCCGGACUUGAUAGCCUACUGUGCCUGCACCGCUGGCACCGUUCACAUUCACGGUGUACACUACAAUGGCCGCGAGGGUGAAGUGUUCGCAUCGAGUGCUGACUUCCUUACGCGUGAGAUGAGCCAGCUAAUAUGGCUGCGUCACUCCUGCUCGGGGGUUCAGCAUCAGCGCGAAAUGCUACAAACCAUUUCGGCAUGCCACGCAGAUCUGGUGCGAACAUUAGCUGCGCGACCGGUGCGGUUUGCGCCGGUCUUCCAUCUGGAGGAUUUCUUCGAUCGGUAUCCCGGAUUAGUUGUUGAAGGAGCGCAUGUAAGAUUAGUAGAUAUAGAUGACCCAGCGAUUUAUCCGGCGAUACCACCAGCUACGCCAACUCUCCCAUCACAAGCCGGUCGAAGCAACUCGAUCAGCUUCAACGCACCCCAGCCAUCACCCUCACCGUGGCUUGGCCCCGACCUGAGCCUUCCAGACGGCGGUCUCGGCUUCUCUCCAUCCGGGGUAAACGCCUCCCCAACCGCAUUCCUCUCGGAACCCUUCACCGCACCAACACCACCGUCCCAACCGCAAUACGCCACCUUCCCCUUUGAAGCAUCCGUUCCGGGGACAGCUUUGACGCCGGACGCCCAGUCCCAGGGUAGCACCUCGGGGGCGGGAGCGGGGCCGGGGGACCAAAGCUCGUCCGAGAAAGACCCGUUCCUCAGUUUGUUGGAGCAGCUAGCGGAGAACGAACACUCUCAAGGGGGUCCGAGCGAGUUGGACUUCUUUCUGGGGGAGGGCCUCGAAGCGCCGGGGGAAGGAUGCCCGGACGACGUUGUUGAUGCUUAG